This is a messenger RNA of Chelonus insularis, 3019 nucleotides long. RefSeq names its product Cytochrome P450 reductase (gene Cpr). NCBI's taxonomy places the organism in Eukaryota, Metazoa, Arthropoda, Insecta, Hymenoptera, Braconidae. Gene Ontology annotation, cellular component: cytosol. Gene Ontology annotation, biological process: response to hormone. Gene Ontology annotation, molecular function: GTPase activity; FMN binding; GTP binding. The coding region runs from base 73 to 2880 and encodes 935 amino acids. The record is from RefSeq and is a predicted model, not a curated record. The transcript is spliced from 10 exons.
UUCAUUCCAUAUAAUUCAACAAUAACUACACAACAAGAUUUUUUUCAUAGUAUUUCAAUUAUCAGUAAAAUUAUGCUUGAAACAAGAUCGGCAAUAUUUAAAAUGCUUCAGCCUUCUGCUCAUGAGGAAAGACGCAUUUGUAAAUGGCCACCACCAUACUCCACUAAUAUGACACCAUAUAAAGAUCGUGAUUUUAAUCUUUCAGUUCGUAAAUCAUCUUCUUCAGUAUCUAGUACGCCAAGAAUGGCCAAAGUGAUCGUUUUAGGUGAUUUAGCUGUUGGAAAAACAUCAUUAGUUAAUAGAUUCUGCCAUAAAAUUUAUAAUAAUAAUUACAAACCCACCAUUGGAGUUGAUUUUGAGGUUGAACGAUUUGAUAUACUUGGAGUUCCAUUCAAUCUACAAAUUUGGGAUACUGCAGGCCAAGAGCGUUUCAAAGCCAUUGCAGCUUCCUAUUAUAGAGGAGCAAAUGUGAUCAUGAUAAUUUUUGAUCUAGGAAGUUUAUUAUCUUUAUCACAUUGCCAGCAAUGGUUGAAUGAAGCUAGUCAUAGUAAUAAUGACGGUUAUUAUAUUUUUCUGGUUGGUACAAAAAGAGAUUUAAUGUCCAACCAGUCUUAUGCAAUUAUAGAGAAAAAGGUAACAACAGUAGCGGAAUCUUUGAAAGCCGAAUAUUGGGCAGUAUCUGCAAAAACGGGUGAUGGAGUUUUUGAAUUAUUUACACGAGUCGCUGCUUUAUCAUUUAAUGCAGCAAUGUUGAGAGAAUUAGUUUCAACAAAAGUUGAAUUUACAACUAUAGGAUCUGAUGUAUUUACUGAAGCGUCUCAACCAAAGGCCGUAAGGAUGACAAAUCCACCAGUGUUAGAUGGAGAAGAAAAACCCGAGUUAGCUGAAUCUUUUACAUCUGUCAGCUCCUUAGAUGUUCUAUUACUAUGUGGUCUUCUUGUGUUUGCACUUUGGUAUUUAAUAAGAAAAAAUCAACGAACGGAAAAUGUUCCUGCAGCUAAAUCAUAUUCUAUACAGCCUACUACAUAUACGGUAACAACGCCAACAGAAAAUUCCUUUAUAAAAAAAUUAAAAACCUCUGGUCGUAGUCUAGUAGUUUUUUAUGGAAGUCAGACUGGAACUGCUGAAGAAUUUGCUGGGCGAUUGGCUAAAGAAGGUGUUAGAUACAAGAUGAAAGGAAUGGUAGCUGAUCCUGAGGAAUGCGAUAUGGAGGAAUUAAUCAAUCUGAAGACGAUACCAAAUAGCCUUGCAGUAUUUUGUUUAGCUACUUACGGUGAAGGAGAUCCAACUGAUAAUGCAAUGGAGUUUGUGGAUUGGCUAAAAAAUGGAGACGGAGAUUUAAAUGGCCUCAAUUAUUCUGUUUUUGGAUUGGGUAAUAAAACAUAUGAACAUUACAAUGAGGUUGCUAUUUACGUUGAUCAUAGGUUGGAGCAACUAGGAGCUACACGUGUUUUUGAACUUGGUUUAGGAGAUGAUGAUGCAAAUAUUGAAGAUGAUUUUAUCACAUGGAAAGAUAAAUUUUGGCCAACAGUUUGUGAUUUUUUUGGUAUUGAAGGAGCUGGAGAAGAUGUUAGUAUUAGACAAUAUAAACUUACCGAACACGUGGAUAUGCCUAUUGAUCGAAUCUAUACUGGCGAAAUUGCUCGACUUCAUUCCUUACAGAAUCAAAGAGCACCUUUUGACGCUAAAAAUCCUUUCUUGGCUCCAGUCAAAGUUAAUCGAGAACUUCAUGGACCAUCGUCCGAUCGAUCUUGUAUGCAUAUUGAAUUUGAUAUAGAAGGAUCAAGGAUGCGUUAUGACGCUGGAGAUCAUGUAGCGGUUUAUCCAGUUAAUAACAGCACUUUAGUAAACAAAAUAGGUGAAAUUUGUGGUGUUGAUCUCGAUAUUGUAUUUACUUUAACUAAUACUGAUGAAGAAUCAACGAAAAAACAUCCAUUUCCAUGUCCUUGUACAUACAGAACUGCUUUGACCCACUAUCUUGAUAUCACCAGCAAUCCACGAACUCACGUAUUGAAAGAAUUAGCUGAAUACUGUAGUGAUCCUGCUGAUAAAGAAAAGUUAAAAUUAAUGGCAUCGACAUCUGCUGAAGGGAAAGCUCUAUUCCAUCAAUGGAUCACCGUUGAAAAUAGGAAUAUUGUUCAUAUCCUUGAAGAUAUACCAAGUCUCAAACCCGCUCUAGAUCAUCUCUGUGAACUUCUUCCACGUCUUCAAUGUCGUUAUUACUCAAUUUCCUCUUCUCCAAAACUUCACCCAACAUCAAUACACAUCACUGCUGUUGUUGUUGAAUACAAAACUCCAACUGGAAGAAUAAAUCAAGGUGUAACAACUACGUGGUUAAAACAAAAGCACCCUACAAAUCCUCCAAGUUAUGUACCAAUAUACGUUAGAAAAUCUCAAUUUAGAUUACCAAUACGCACAACUACUCCAAUUAUUAUGGUUGGUCCUGGGACUGGAAUUGCUCCAUUUCGUGGAUUUAUUCAAGAACGUGAUUUUGCACGCAGAGAGGGUAAAGAAGUCGGUGAUACCAUUUUAUAUUUUGGAUGUAGAAGAAGUGAAGAAGAUUAUCUAUAUCGCGAAGAACUUGAAGAAUAUGUUAAAAAUGGCACUUUAAUUUUACAUACUGCUUUUAGUAGAGAACAAGAAAAAAAAGUUUAUGUCACACAUUUGCUAGAAAAGAACAUGGAAGAAAUUUGGAAUGUUAUUGGUGAUAAACAUGGUCAUGUUUAUAUUUGUGGAGAUGCUCGUAAUAUGGCAAGAGAUGUGCACAAUAUUUUACUCAAAGUCGUUCAAGAAAAAGGAAAAAUGACCGAAAUGCAAGCAGCUGAUUAUAUAAAGAAAAUGGAAUCGCAGAAACGUUAUUCAACAGAUGUCUGGAGUUGAACUCAUUUCGAUAUCUUUAGAUGAUGUAUAAAAACAGUUAGAGUGCGAUAAUUCUUCAAGCACCAUUAUACUCUGUGAUUAAUUAAUAAAGAGUUGGUAUUAUCGUACAAUAAUGAUAAUAAUAGAGUUUUUAAAUGGA